This is a messenger RNA of Panicum virgatum (switchgrass), 2487 nucleotides long. Its product is annotated as scarecrow-like protein 3. The transcript is spliced from 2 exons. The coding region runs from base 753 to 2093 and encodes 446 amino acids. Gene Ontology annotation, biological process: regulation of DNA-templated transcription. Lineage: Eukaryota; Viridiplantae; Streptophyta; Magnoliopsida; Poales; Poaceae. The record is from RefSeq and is a predicted model, not a curated record. Gene Ontology annotation, cellular component: nucleus. Gene Ontology annotation, molecular function: sequence-specific DNA binding; DNA-binding transcription factor activity.
AAUCUUUUCUUUGUAAAAAAACAGAAAGGAAACUGUAAGCAGUUUAGGCGUAUCUUCGGGCAAGCAUCUGGCCACCUCACCAAACUGCACGAGGAUCCGGCCACCGCCCGCCAGGGUCUGUGUCUGUGCAGGUUAACAACAAGUGAAGAAGAACAAGGAACGGUUUUGUUUUGCGAUGAGGGUGGCGAUGGCGAGUGCGUCCACGUAGAUUGAGCGAGGAGAAUAGAAGGCUGUCCUGUCCUGUGUGCGCUUGCCUUGCUUGCGCGGGUGCGGACAAAAGCCCCAGCCCCGUUUCUUGUCGCCACCCCACCGCACACGCCUCGAAAAGCCCAAGACACCCUCUUCUCUCCUCUGCUUCUUCCUCUUCCUUCCUUCCUCCUCCAUCUCUCCCUCCUCUUGCUAGGCUGCUACCUGCCCUUGCCGGAGUAGAGUAUCUGCGUCGUCCGCGUCUCCUCCCCCCUCCUCUGGCAAGCAGCAAGCGCGCGUGCAAGAGCAAGACGACUCCCAACCCGCCCGAGGUGAAGGUGCCGCAGGCUUUGCCAGGCCGCCUCCGCCUACUCCCACUGACUUUACCCGAUUGGAUUGGCUUGGCGCUCCCACCCAGCAGCAGCCAUCAAUUGUUCCUCAGCCAUACCAUUUCCGUCGUAUAAAUCCACAAGAAACAGCGCCAAAGCUCCAAGCUUUUGCUUCUGCUCGCUUCAUAAAAGUUUCCGGCCGGGGACGACGGGCGAAUAAGCAAGCUGGCGAGGCUCAUGGUCCAGGACGACGCCUCAGCCUCAGCCUCCACGUCGUCGGUCACGUCCUCCCCGCUCCACAACUUCUCCAGCAUGCCGCUCCACCCGGCCGCCGCCCCGACGCCGCCCUGGCUACUGCGGGAGCUCCGCUCCGACGAGCGCGGCCUCUGCCUCAUCCACCUCCUCCUCAACUGCGCCGCCGCCGCCGCCGCCGGCCGCCUCGACGCCGCCAACGCCGCGCUCGAGCACAUCGCCUCGCUCGCCGCCCCCGACGGCGACGCCAUGCAGCGCGUCGCCGCGGCCUUCGCGGAGGCCCUGGCGCGCCGCGCGCUCCGGGCCUGGCCGGGCCUCUGCCGGGCGCUGCUCCUGCCCCGCGCCGCGCCCACCGCCGCCGAGCUCGCCGCCGCGCGCCGCCACUUCCUCGACCUCUGCCCGUUCCUCCGCCUCGCGGGCGCCGCCGCCAACCAGUCCAUCCUGGAGGCCAUGGAGUCGGAGAAGAUCGUGCACGUCGUCGACCUCGGCGGCGCCGACGGCACCCAGUGGCUCGAGCUCCUCCACCUCCUGGCCGCGCGCCCCGAGGGCCCGCCGCACCUCCGCCUCACGGCCGUCCACGAGCACAAGGACGUGCUCACCCAGACGGCCAUGGUGCUCACCAAGGAGGCCGAGCGCCUGGACGUGCCCUUCCAGUUCAACCCCGUGGUGUCCCGCCUCGAGGCGCUGGACGUGGAGUCCCUCCGCGUGAAGACCGGCGAGGCGCUGGCCAUCACCUCCAGCCUGCAGCUGCACUGCCUGCUCGCCUCCGACGACGACUCCGGCGGCGGCAAGGACACGGGCAAGGAGGGCAAGCGCAGCAGCCCCGAGUCCGGGGUGUCCCCGUCGACGUCGCGCGCGGACGCGUUCCUGGGCGCGCUGUGGGGCCUGUCGCCCAAGGUGAUGGUGGUGACGGAGCAGGAGGCGAGCCACAACGCGGCGGCGCUGACGGAGCGGUUCGUGGAGGCGCUCAACUACUACGCGGCGCUGUUCGACUGCCUGGAGGUGGUGGCGGCGCGCGGGUCGGUGGAGCGCGCGCGCGUCGAGCGGUGGCUCCUCUGCGAGGAGAUCAAGAACAUCGUGGCGUGCGACGGCGGCGAGCGGCGGGAGCGGCACGAGCGGCUGGAGCGGUGGGCGGCGCGGAUGGAGGGCGCCGGCUUCGGCCGCGUGGCGCUGAGCUACUACGCGCUGCUGCAGGCGCGGCGGGCGGCGCAGGGCCUUUGCUGCGACGGUUUCAAGGUGCGCGAGGAGAAGGGCUCCUUCUUCCUCUGCUGGCAGGACCGCGCCAUCUUCUCCGUCUCCGCCUGGCGCGGCCGCCGCUUCGACUGACUCCCAGACGCCGUCGGCGGCGGCGCCGCUGCCCUUCCCGUAUUUUGUGGGAAGGAGACGUAGAUUCGCUCGUGGUACUCGCGUCACGUAGUAUUUGUUUUGGACCGUGUUAAUCUUAGGGUGGGUGGUGUCCUGGUCGGAUUGAGAUCCGCUGCAGUUGGGGUGGCUGACUUUGAGCCACUCCAUGUGGGGCCCACUAGCGCUGGGCCCGCUGGCAGUGACCCAAUGUCAGCAGCCCCAACGUCAGCUGAUCCGGUUCUGUCGUGGUCAGCUCAGGCGAAGUCGGUUGUCCUGUGUUGUUUUGUUCAUAGUAAGGAGUGUAUCCUCUCCGUUUGGGAUGAAAUGCAUACUUUCCUAGGAAUGAAUGAUCUAAACAAAAAUUAUUCUGUUUCUU